Messenger RNA from Leishmania braziliensis MHOM/BR/75/M2904, 1575 nucleotides. RefSeq lists its product as hypothetical. The transcript has a single exon. The coding region runs from base 1 to 1575 and encodes 524 amino acids. The record is from RefSeq and is a predicted model, not a curated record. NCBI's taxonomy places the organism in Eukaryota, Euglenozoa, Kinetoplastea, Trypanosomatida, Trypanosomatidae.
AUGCGGUGCAGUGACCUGUCUCUGUUGGUGGGGCCUCACACGAACCACGACUACCUGCCUCUCUCAGAUGCGCUGCUGUACAUGCCAGCUGUCCUCCUGCGGGAGACGCGAGAGGUCGUACUAGAAGCGAAGGAGGGCUUCACCAAGCCGUGGCGAGUGCAGGAUCAGCAGCGUGAGGACACUCUGCUUCACUUGCUCGAACUGCGCCGCAGAAAGCUCGCCGCGGUGGCGCAGCUCAUGGCGGAGCUGCGACAAGUGGAUAAUCAGCUCCUGCACAUCACGGAGACUAAGGCGCUGGAUGUGGCUAACUGGCGGUACCAACAGCGUGGACUGCACCGUAAGAUGGAGAAGCUUCUCCGUGGCGCCACAGCACUAGCCACGUGCUUCGCGCCAGUAUGCUCUUCUCCAACGGAUGCUAGUGCAGCUGAUGUGGAUACAGGGAAGUCGCAAGGCGUCGCUACAGCAUGCCCAUCGGGGUCACACACGCAGUCCGUGACCCAGAAGGAGCUCGCCCAAGUACGUCGAAUACUGCAGGUGCAACUUGCGCAGCUGGAAGAAGAAAAGUAUGCGUCAGCGCAGCGGCUGGAAACAUGGCAUCAACUGCUAAGCGAAGUGCCGUGGGGUGGUAGCGCGAGCGGCGACUUCAGCUGUGCCGCAGACACCACUGGGGGGGAGAAAGAUAGCACCCAACAUAUCAGACCGUCUAUAGCAACCCCAAGCGCAGCGGCCGCAGGAAUGAUACACACGCCUGCGCAUAACCCGCCUCCCCAACCUCGCAGCCACCACCCAGAGCGCUGGCAUGCCUCUGAGGUUGCGGCAACCAGCGCGCCAUGCACAUCCACGCCAGGUGCCCCUCUACAUGAACAGCAGCAGACGCCAUCUCUUCCCUCAUCCCCAGAGACCGACAUUGCCGUGACGAACCGCCGCUCACCGCAUCCUUCCGACGCUGAGGUGGUUCUUCUGCAGCAUGCGCUACACAACAUUAACGGUGCGCUGCGGCAACGACUCCUGCACGCCGCGGCGGCGUCCCUGUCCUCGUCCUCCUCUCAAUCACCGCCAACAAGUCACUACGCAUUCGCCCGAGAAGCAGCAGCGGCGGCUGACGUCAAUAUCUCGGGUCUCCCGCCGCUACCAGAUGCGACGCCUCUGCGCGGCAGCACCAGCAGCAACGUUCUUUCCCCCUGUCCACAGCAGAAUCCGACGCACCCUGGCAGCGUCAGCGUCACCGCAGCAGCCUAUGUCAUUCAACCUGCGAGGGAGCAGCAACAAGAGACCUCCCUGCUGCCGCGAUGUGCCGAAGCGACGGUACCCGUCACCUUGGAGGAGGGGGCAGCAGCAGCAGCGUUUCAUGCAACGGAAGAGGCGCAGCGACGCGUGUGGCGGCAGUCCCUGCAAGUCCGAGAGCAGGAGAUGAAGGACUCCCUCAAUCAGCUCCUCUACGGUACCAAGACCACAUCCUCGUCGCCGUCCAGAGAGCGCGGCAGCGUCGGAAGCCUCGAUGACGCCGGCAGGCCGGCUGCUAGCGCCAUGUGCAGCAGCAUCCCAACCUACCAGCGGAGUUUGGAGAGCCAGUAG